Salvia hispanica is the source of this 1657-nucleotide messenger RNA. RefSeq names its product agmatine deiminase-like. Lineage: Eukaryota; Viridiplantae; Streptophyta; Magnoliopsida; Lamiales; Lamiaceae. Gene Ontology annotation, biological process: putrescine biosynthetic process. Gene Ontology annotation, molecular function: protein-arginine deiminase activity; agmatine deiminase activity. The record is from RefSeq and is a predicted model, not a curated record.
ACAACUUUACCCCUGCCACUACACUGCCACUACCGUUUCCUUUCCCACUUCUUCGCUGACAUCUAAAUUUUAAAUUCAAACUGCUGCUACAAUUCUACGAUUCAGAGCUAUUAGGUCUAAAACCCCUCAUUUCAAUUCAAUCUCCGCCUCUUAUGAAGAGUGAUUUGGAAGAGCGGGUGGCAAGGAUGGAGCUGAAAGGGAGUCCGGUGGAUCACGGCUACUACAUGCCCGCCGAGUGGGCCCCUCACUCGCGCUGCUGGAUCGGCUGGCCUGAACGGCCAGACAAUUGGCGUGAUAAUGCCGUGCAUGCUCAACGCGUCUUUACUAAAGUGGCAACUGCAAUUUCAAGAUUUGAACCAGUUACUGUAUGUGCCAGUUCUGUGCAGUGGAAGAAUGCACGUAGUCACUUGCCGGAACAUAUCAGGGUGGUUGAGAUGAGCAUGAAUGACUCUUGGCUUCGUGACUCCGGCCCAACGUUUGUUAUCAGAAAUAGUGUCUCAGAUAAAGAGAAGUUAGGCAGCAAGGUUGCAGGAAUUGACUGGAACUUCAAUGGCUAUGGUGGCAUGGAUGAAGGUUGUUAUGAUGAUUGGAGCCUUGACUUACUUAUUGCUCAUAAGGUUCUGGAAAUUGAAAAUGUUCCAAGGUUUUCUCAUUCUAUGAUUCUUGAGGGUGGAAGCAUUCAUGUUGAUGGAGAAGGGACUUGCCUUACAACAGAAGAGUGCCUACUGAAUAAAAAUAGAAACCCUGGUUUAUCCAAGGGACAAAUUGAAGAUGAGCUUAAAGCAUACCUUGGAGUGAACAAGGUCAUCUGGCUGCCUCGUGGUUUGCUUGGUGAUGAUGACACUAACGGGCACAUCGAUAGCAUGUGCUGUUUUGCGAGGCCUGGUGUAGUUUUAUUGGCAUGGACUGAUGAUACGUCUGACCCCCAAUACGAACGAUCGGUGGAAGCUCUUUCUGUCCUAACCAGUGAAGUCGAUGCCAAAGGUAGAAAAUUCGAUAUCAUCAAACUUCAUGUGCCAGGACCACUCUAUUUGACAGAUGAGGAGGCUAAUGGACUACAGCAGGGCGAUGCUAAAGCAAGACUUCCUGGCACGAGACUUGCGGCCUCAUAUGUAAACUUCUAUAUUGCCAACAGAGCAAUUAUCACCCCUCAAUUUGGUGAUAAGACGUGGGAUGAUGAAGCUGUUCGCGUCUUGUCUUUGGCCUUUCCAGAUUAUGAGAUUGUCAGACUCGAAGAUGCUCGUGAGAUUGUGCUUGGCGGAGGCAAUGUACAUUGCAUCACCCAACAGCAACCAGCUUCGCCAUAAAUCUAAAGCUUCAAGUGCAGCAAUUGUUUUCAUUACCUCCAGUGUAGUGAGUCAUAACUUCCAACCACUCAAAAUUCACUCUCAUAUUUCUGUUGACUGUAUUUCUCUAUCUGCACUGUAUCUAAAUUGAGUAGAUUAAAUCUGUAAGGUUGAGCAUUUGGAUGAUGCAUCUCAAUUUUGAGAUUCAUAUUAUGUUACGAUAGAUGUAUGCAGAAAACUUGUGUGAGCUCUCCUUCACCAUGUGUACGAAGAAAUUCGACUCGUAUUGCGAUGUUGUGUAAGUGUCUCCAACCGUCAAUUAAUCUUGUCAUUGAUCUAUGAAAUAAAUGGAUAUGGUUAGUUCAUAUUUU